Molecule: messenger RNA, 776 nt
Organism: Hyposmocoma kahamanoa
Lineage: Eukaryota; Metazoa; Arthropoda; Insecta; Lepidoptera; Cosmopterigidae
Product: ubiquitin carboxyl-terminal hydrolase-like
Exons: 1
Coding region: 12-701 (229 amino acids)
Biological process (GO): protein deubiquitination; ubiquitin-dependent protein catabolic process
Cellular component (GO): cytoplasm
Molecular function (GO): cysteine-type deubiquitinase activity
Source: RefSeq, a predicted model, not a curated record
CCAGCACAACAAUGGCUGUCGCUCUUCCUAUGGAAUCAAACCCCGAAACCAUGAGUAAGUAUCUGCACUAUCUAGGAGUCUCUGACAAAUGGCGUAUGGUGGACGUCAUCGGGUUGGAAGGUGAAGCGCUGUCCUGGGUACCGCGGCCCGUACUUGCUGUGAUCCUCCUGUUCCCUAUGUCGGAUGCUUAUGAAAAACACCGAGCCACUCAAGAAAUCGAGUUUGAGAAAAAGAAGGAACAAACACCAAUAGAUAUCUUUCACCUGAAACAAGUUAUGAGCGAUAUUUGUGGUACCGUGGCUUUAGUUCACAGCAUCGCCAACAAUACGCAUAAGAUUGACUUGAAAGAAGACGGGCUUUUGCAAAAAUAUUUGGAUAACGCCAAGGGAUUAGAUUCAGCAGCGAAAGGAGCUCUGCUGGAGAAUACGACAGCUCUUUUCAAUGUCUACAAGGAGAUUGUUGCUUCUGAAACUACCGGCGGCGGGCAUGAAGAGGAACCCGUUAGCAACCACUUUGUAACCUUUGUCCACAAAGAUGGAAAAUUGUACGAGUUGGAUGGACGCAAAACUAUGCCUAUCGGUCACGGACCUUCGACUCCCGAAACUCUGCUCGAGGAUGCCGCUAAGGUCUGCCGUGAAUUUAUUGAAAGAGAGUCUGGCAAUAUUUGCUUCAAUGUUGUCGCUCUUGUUCCGGCGGAGUGACGACUUGAUUAAUUUACUCAUUAUUAAUGCUAUAACCUUUCUGUUAUUGUUAGGAUUUAUUAAUUAAUAAACGUU